AGCCGACAAAGAAGAUGAGAUUGCGAAGUAACGCGCUUAAUUAAUGAAAGUUUUUGUCGUCCGACCCGGUUCGUCUUUGAGUCUCAUCUCCUUUCACUCCCGAUAAUUGAUCGCGAUCAUUGCAGAUGUCAUUCUCUACGAAACUUGUUCGAACCGUGCUCGGUCUAUGGCCUACGAACGUUGCGAGUAAAUGGAAUGAUGAGUUGACGAAUGAAAAAUUUUUGGCCCCGUGAACCGAACGAAUUAAUUUUGCACGGGGUGUGAAAUUUUUAUGGAAAGGGCGGAAUAUUGUAUGAAAAUGAUCGAACCUAUGUUCACAAUAGUGAUGAACUUUUUGGUAAACGUUAUCAAUGAUUCUGCCGAAUAAUGGAAAUUCGAACUUCUCCGCGUGCUGAUAAGAAUCAGAUGAGCUCUGAGUAACCUUCGCGUAUCGCGUGGGUAUUCAAACAAAAGCUUUGAAUGUCGUUGCAGGCACACAAGGAGCGGCGUUAUCUCAUUACGAAUUCAUCGAGAUUUUAUCAUCGGCUGUUCAUAAUUUUUUGGCAAAUCUCCAAGCUAUAUCGUGGGAAUAUUUAUAUUGCUAAAGUUCGGCUUCUUACGAAGGAGAUAAUCCAACCCCAGAAAUGGUUCGCUCGUCAAUAUCGUCGUGACUAAAUAUUUCGUCCCGAAGAUACGAUGAAAUUGUCGGUGUAAUAUUUUCGACGAGAAAAAUGCUAACAACAAGAGAAUUCUUCAACGACGGUAUUCACAGUUGUAAAAUUCAAAUGCCUCAUUCGUAUGGAUCGGGUGCGUCAUUUUAUCAAAUUGUCGACAUGACUAACUAUGCGCGUGCCGUAUAACGCCGCUUUUUAUCGCCUUACCCUUUGCCGGAUAGAUCAGGACCGGAAGCCCAUGACGCAAUGACGGUCGUCCUCGGGAUAAAAAGUUGGGCGCCAGUCGGUCACCCGCUCGAUUUCGAGCCUCCCGAUUUAGCGAGCGAACUACCCGGAUAAAAUCGUAUGGAAGAAUCCAAGUUUGUCGAAAAAUAUAAUUGAACAGGAACGUAGGCCGGUAGUUGUACAAAUUUGAUUUCGAAUACGAGGAUAUUCGACGUAUAUUAGCAAUUGAUUUCUAUCGGCGGUGGAAUGAACGUCGUCGACGAAUCGUAUUUUUAUUCAUAAUUUAAUCAGGAUCUCCGAUUCAAAAUUUAUAAGCUUCGCGUUUCGCUGUAGCAAAUAUUGAGAAAGAAUUCGAGAUGUUCGGAGGGGUUGAAAAGCCGAGCAUCAGGCGCAAGCGCCGGAUGUCCUGGCGGCAAGCUUUUCCGAAGUUCUUCAGUGACGCGGUAGUCAUUGCCGCGAGGACUUAUGCCCGGACUGCUGCAAUUUCGCAUCGCGUGUACUCGCCCUCGUACGUACGCCAUGUGCAGUGUCAUAAUAUUAGAGAGAGAUUGAUACGAAGCCACGAAAAAAGUGACGAAUUCAUCCCAAGUUGACACGUUACUUGGAACACCACCCGAUGCGAACAGCUUUUAAUAAAAUAAAAUAAACCACGUUUCCCGCACACCGCCGAUCGUUGGUUUCGUUUUUAUUUUUUCGCAUGACGAACAAUUGAAACGAUAAUUUCAGGAUAUGUAGUUCGAGGCAUGGCGUGGGUAUCAUCGGCAGCCACCGACAUUAUCUCAAGGUGUUCAAAUUUUCCUCAACAUUUCGACGAAUAUCUCGAGGAAGGUGGUAUCUGUUGCGGUUGGCAAGGGGGUGUAACGUGUACCUGAAAACCGCGAGAGACAUUGAAUCAGAAAUUGGUUUUUUACGGUCGUAAUAAAAUAAGCAACGACAGUCACUCGGUUACAUUUCGAGGAUUGGAAAGAGCUCGUCGCGAGAUCGUCGCACGGCUGGAAAGCAAUUAUGUGAAAAGUGAAAAUAAACGGAGGUGAUAACGGCCCUCUACAGAAAACAACCCCGGUUUUGUUUUUUUUUCAAGACCUUUUUAAAUAAUUCAACGUCCGGCGUUGCUACGUCGCGUGAUUUUUAAAGCCACCGGCGAACGCGCGUUAAACAAUUUCCCUUAUUACAGACAGCGAUUCCAUACCGCCACGGAUAAUUAUUCGAAUCACUUUUUCAACUUCAACGCUCAACAAUCGCAUCGUCGCCGUACAUUUUCGCGUGAGCUACGAAUCGACCGCUGUCGCUGCCGAUAACGGGGGUCAAAAAUUCACCCCACCGAAUCGUCCCCGAUCGCCGUAAUGUUCAUCUCAACGAAAACCAGGGAUUUUCACGACGUGAAAAUAAGCCGAGAAUAAAAGAUAAGUCCGCCGAUGUAAAUUCUUCUGGUUAAAUCGACGUGAAAAUGAACUUCCUCAAAAGAAACUUUUCUGGAAUAUAACAGUCGGUAAAUUUUCGUAGCUCAAUAUGGUGAAUGAAGUGAUAACGGUGGAUAAAAAGUUGAUCGGAUGUCGGUGGAUGUUGGAUGUAUUCGGCGGUGGAGCAUGAAGGGUGUUACAACUCCGUCGUAACGAUGCAGCGAGCGGUCCUACUGCUAUGCUGGCUACCGUUCUUCCAUCAUUGCGAAGCCGUCAAUCCAGGUUGCUCCUGCGUUGUGUACAGCAGUUUGUACAGCCCACAAGGUGGAACAUUCACAUCGCCGGACUACCCGAAAAAGCUACCGUCCAAUUUGGACUGUCUUCUCUACACAUUCACCGGACAACCGGACGAAAUCAUCGAGCUGACGUUCCACCACUUCGACCUUCGCCGCGUGCACUCGGAUUGUUCCAAGGGAGAUUUUCUCAAGGUGUUCCUGCACUUGGAGAGCAAGGGUGUCUCCGAGUACACACCUUGGUCGGGACUUUUGUGCGGAGGGUUGGCUGACAUCCCGGCAAUCUUCUACAGCUCCGGACCAGUCCUUAUAUUUGAACUACACACGGAAGGAGGUCCUUCGACAAAUGCCACGGGAUUUACCGGCAAUUUUCGUUUCAUCGACAGACGAAUGUUCGAGACGGAUGGCCAGCUGAUCCCCGGAAGUAUGUGCGACCACGAAUUCGUCAGCUCCGCCCUCACGCCGCUACACGGACGUUUCUACUCGCCCCGCUAUCCAUCCUCUUACCCGAAGAACAUCCGGUGUUCGUACCGUUUCCGGGCGAGAUUGAAGGAAAGAAUCCGUGUGGUUUUCGAAGAAAUAGCGUUACAAAAAGGCGACAUCAGCUGCCUCAACAGAGCCGAUUUGAUCAGAGUGCACGACGGAAGAGGGACGACGGCGCCUUCGAUAGCUGUACUCUGCAACCAUGCCGCCGAAAUUGAGGUCCUCAGCACCGGGGCGGAUCUCUUCGUGGAAUUUGUCGCGAAUUCGAACUGGCCCGGACAGGGUUUUAAAGCCGUGUUCCAGUUCCAACCUCUCGACGAAUCGCCACCACCUUCCGAGUUGGACAAGGUCAUCCCUGGAACCGUCACGGGAGUUCCCAGGUACUCGGUGAUCGGACCAGCUGUCAGCGCAACGACGUCAUCGUGCGACUCGGUGUUCAGCAGCGAUCAGACGAAAGCUGGUUUCCUAACGUCCCCGGGAUACCCGAAUCCUUAUCCCCCGAGAUCGAACUGCAGGUACGACUUUCAAGGACGAGGCAAAGAGAGGGUGCAAGUCGUAUUCCACGAAUUUCAAUUGCAUUACACUUCGGACGAUCCAAAAGAAUGCAAUGAGAACAACGACGCGGUGGUAGCGUUCGUUCACAUCGAUGGAAAGUUGGAGAAAAUCGACACUUUUUGCGGGACGUCGAUACCGAUACCGUUGAUGAGCAACGGUCCGAAAUUGGUUCUGCAAUUUCAAGGAACCACCUCGGAUCGUCACGUCCGCGGUUUCAAAGCGUCCUAUUCCUUCACGGAAAAUUUCGGCAUCGCAACCGGGCGACAACUUCCCGAUUAUCCUUGCGCUUUCGCUUUCAACAGCAACGAGACGCGGAGCGGAACAUUCACCUCGCCGAACUACCCCGGUUAUUACCCCAGGGAUACGGAAUGCCAUUAUUUCUUCAAUGGUCAACAGAAGGAGCGGGUCCGCAUCCAUUUUUAUUUCUUCGACGUCGAAGGCGUGCUGCCGUGCGCCCAGGCUUCGGCGAGCGAUUUUGUCGAAUUUUCGAAUUACGUGGCGCGGGACAGGAAAUACUCGCGUCACUGCGGACAGCUUCAAGAAUACGACGUCGACAGCGACAGCAAAUUUUUCCGGGUCACUUUCAAAAGUAACGGAAGACUAGACGGCACCGGUUUCAACGCCAGUUUCGUUUUUUACGACGAAGAAGACAAUUUCACGGUAAAAACACCGCAGAGCGCCGCCUCGACGUGUACAGGUCCCUGUAUGCCGCUGGUAUUAAUUCUACUAGUUUUCGGAAGUUAUCUCCGAGGCUGAAAUUCAUCCCCUAGGUUUACCUGGCUAGCUGAGACAACGGAUUGCAAUAACUUUCGUGAUAUGAUAUAAGCCACACGGUAUAUUUUUCGCGUGAUCUACGGAGUCCUCGCACCUGCAGCUGGUUUCAGGGGAGCAUCUUCAUCUUCGUCGUCGUAGUAAAGAGCUAAAGAAAAAAAUAGAAAGAAGCGACGAUGUCUCUGGCCUAUUAUUAUUUCAUUGUCGCAAGAAUUACAACGAAUAACAAUUUACGGAACAACAAACGGGGAGAGAGAAGAUACACGGUGGAAGAAAGUGCAGACGUUGUAAGGUUGGUGUUCUAUUAAUUUAUCUAGAAGAUGAAUAAAUGAAUGAAUAAACAAAUGAGUUAAUAAAUAAAUACUUUAAUAAACGAAUGAAUAAAUAAUGACGUAAUAGAUCGAAUAAACCAAUUGACUCUAAUCGAAUCAGACCCACGUUGAGAAUAACGUUUAUAUAUAAUAAAAAUUUGAACUGAAUGAUACAUUGAGUUGGUAUCGGUAAUUAUAUUAUAUUCGUAAUUAACAUAUAGGAAUCUUAUAUGAUAUCAAUAUUAUAUAGAUAGCGGAAUUGAUAAGUGCAGUUCGUUAAAGAUUGUGUGUGCUCAAAAAUUGAAGAAACAGGGAGAGAACAAAAAAAAGUUGAAUAACUAACUACUAACGGAUUGAAACGAUAUACCAGAGACAAUCAUUUUCAUUGUUUUUCUAGGUUUUAAUAUAAAACAAAAACAAAAAAAAAUAAUAAUAAUAUGAAAAAACUGAAAGAAAGGGUCAUCGCACGUUAUGAUUUCAUGCCAUUUUAACAAACCUUAGCUAAAUGUAUACAUGUAACACACUUCUGUCAACUACAAAUUUUAGAAAAACUUCGAAAGCCGAUUUGAAAUUAAAUUUUUCACAUUUCCAAUCUUUCGGCGGUCGGUCAGAAUUACUGUAACUAUGUAUAUCGAAAAAAAAAAAACGUUAGAGAAAAUUUUUGGUUAACAAUCACGAGUCUGAAAGCUGAGUGAAUGUCAAACGAUUAUUAUUUAACAUGUGAAAAACUAAAGCAGAUCCGCGAAACCUUAUUUGAAUCGCGACGAAGUAUGUAUACUAUAAUACCCUAUGAUUAUUUCGUAGCGGUGCAGUUAUAAAAUGAAUUGUGCAUGGUUCCGAAUAUACCCGUGACUCGAUUGUGUAUUUUAUCUAUGUAUAUAUACGUCAAUGAAUCAUUGUAAUUACUCGAUCGAUCUGUAUAAAAAAAAAAAAAAAAAAAAGAAGAAAAAUGAAGAAAUUGAAAAACAAAACUAACAAAGUAUAAAAUAAUCUCCGAAAUUAACCUCAGAACCGUGUAAUUAUACCGUAAAUAUUCGAACGUAUUCAUAUAGGUACUAUUAUGUGAUUGUUAUUUCAAUUUUUCUAUCAUUUCUUCUAUACCAUCGAUAGGAUUGUAAUAAUUAUUACUACGUCACGUUUAAUUUAAUUGGAAUUGAACGUUGGAAUAUUUUGUGAAUACUUCGGGAAUAUAGAUUUAUAAUUCGUUGAUACGACUAAUAUGAUAUAAUUCGUCGAUGAUUGUACUUUUAUUGUACAAUUAUGAAUUAUUUGUAAAAUGGUGCGGACGACACAUUGUAUAUGUUAUAUAUAAUAUAUCUAUAUAAAUAUAUACAUACUACGGACAUAUACCACAAUUUGUGCAGGUACGAAUGAUAUGGUAUUUAUACAUAACGUAAAAAAAAUAAAUUAUAAAUAUAUUCGUGUUGACCAGUGAUCUGCUGACUGUUUAAUGCUAUUUAUAUAUUAAUGAUAAUAGUAAUAAUGAUAAUGUUAACAAUAAUAAUAGUAAUAAAAGUAACAAAUAAAUAAAAUACUAUUAAUCGGUAAGUUAUAUACCUAAAAUAAAUAACUGAUUAAAAGAAAACUGUAUUAUUAUAUCAAGUUGUAAAUACUAUUAUAUAUAUACAUAUAUAUAUAUGAAUAUACUAAAAAUACCAUUGCAAUUUACUGAAAAAAAAAUAGACGUACCGUGUACCGAAUGUUAUACAUUAUAGAAAUGUAUAAGCCGCCAGUGGUCGAACCAAUCCAAAAAAUGUGCGGGAUGGUUUUCCGGAUUAAUUAUUAUCGCGAUCGAAUAUUGAAGACAUUUCUAUCACAGCUAGCAAAAUAAAUAGGGUACUUUUCUAAGCGUAUUCAAUUAAUCCUUCGCUCUCCAUAUCAGGAUAUACGCGAUAUGAAAAAAAUAAAUGAGAAGCUGACAAAAAAAAAAGAGAACAAAUUAAUGAAACAAUUCGCCAUAAUUAUCAUUCCCUCGCGUGUUGCGAAAUUUUCUGGGAACGAAAUUUCGCCUCAAUUAAAGCAAAUAUAACAAGCAAGAAAAGUUUAUGAUCAUAAGUCACAGCUUCUUCCAUCAUCUUCCAUCGCUAACUUGUAACAAUUGAAUACCAAAAAGUUUUGGAGUAAUAAUUCUAUACGUAAAAAACUUUACUUCCUUGCUUUGGCACACCGCCUUCCUUGAUUGGAUUAAUUUUUGUCAGAGUUUGAAAUCUGAAUCAAUUAGAAAAUUGGCAGUAAAAAUGAAAAUCAGUUUUUCACUGUUCUUUUAUGUUCCCGAAACUCUAACGUGCGGUACACGAAUGAGUUGAAUCAGAUUCCAAACACCAAUAAAAAUUGAGUGGAGAACAUAUAAUCAAAAUGGGAAAAUUGAGUGUCGUCUAUUUUACAACGUGGUUACGGCUAAAAGAAGAUCUUGACAACCAUCUCUGUCUGAAUCGUAAGUUUAUUUGAACCAAACUGACCACUGGCUGUCGAUAGAAAAAAAAACAACUCUCGCACUAACUUUUUCUGUACCUACCUGCAACGCGAAAGAAAGAAGAAAUGCAAACGAAGACGAUGAGUUAAAGAAAUUCUGCAAAAUAAUUGUAUUGAUAUGAUUAAAAUUUUCAACUGAUGUCCAUUAAUAAUCCUCUGUAAAAUAUUUAUUCACACUUAGAUAACACGUUAUUAUUUUCGUUUCAAUCAUAUCUACGUUGUAAGUGGAAAAAGUAUGACAGAAUUAUAGGAUGUCCCAGGCAUUGAAGUCUCCGUCGAUCGGUCGAUAUUAUCGACGUCUGUUUCUGAAUGCCGAAGUUCAAAGCGUCGAACCAUGUGAGUAACUUGAUACAAUUACGCAAUUUUACCCAACCUGUAUAUUAUACUUCCAAGAUUAUAGAAUUAAAGUAUAUUAAUUAACUGAUUAUAUUUAAUUGAUGCUCUUUGAGUUUCUGUAUGCAACUAUAGCCCAAUUACAUGUAACUAUAACCUGUGGUAUCCGCUUACGUUAAGUAUACGGAAGGUGUAUUUUCUUAUUGAGUUUUGAAAAAGGCUCUUGCCUAACUGUCAUAUGAAUAUGGAAAACAAAAAAAUUAAAUUAAAAAAAAAAAAAAAAUAAAAAGAAACUAAUAAGUCACAUCAAAAUGUAAUUUCACUCACCAACACAAAAUUAAUAAAUCAUGAUAGAUAU
Messenger RNA from Athalia rosae (coleseed sawfly), 7854 nucleotides. RefSeq names its product suppressor of lurcher protein 1 (gene Sol1). NCBI's taxonomy places the organism in Eukaryota, Metazoa, Arthropoda, Insecta, Hymenoptera, Athaliidae. Bases 2446 to 4365 code for a protein of 639 amino acids. Gene Ontology annotation, cellular component: plasma membrane. The transcript is spliced from 13 exons. The record is from RefSeq and is a predicted model, not a curated record.